AUGCAUCUGCCCAUUCUUGCAGCUUCGACGUCCCUCCUUGUGGGCGCGGCCUAUGGCUAUGCUUCUCCUGGAGCAUGCUCCGGUGCGUGCAACAUUCAUGACCCGGCUCUGAUCCGCCGUGAGUCCGAUGGGAAGUAUUUCCGCUUCUCGACCGGAAACAAGAUCUCUUAUGCGUCUGCUUCGUCUAUCCAGGGUCCAUGGACAGUGCUAGGGUCCGUGUUGCCGGACGGUUCGUCGAUCGAUCUGCCCGGAAAUGACGAUCUUUGGGCUCCUGAUGUCCAGCUCGUCAACGGUGUUUACUAUGCACUCUAUUCAGUCUCGUCGUUCGGCUCUCAAAACUCUGCGAUCGGCCUCGCGACUUCUGACACCAUGGACCUCAACUCCUGGACGGACCACGGCUCGACAGGCGUCCGAUCCGAUUCCUCAAAGCCAUACAAUGCCAUCGACGGCAACCUUUUCAAUGACGGCGGAAGCUGGUACAUGAACUUCGGUUCAUUCUGGGGCAACCUCUACCAAGCGCCCAUGAAAUCCCCUCCCACAUCUGUCGCCUCCGCAUCAUACCAGAUCGCAUACCAGCCGGCCGGCGAGCACGCUGUUGAAGCCGCAUAUUUGUACAAAUAUGGCAACUACUACUACCUCUUCUUCUCGGAGGGCAAGUGCUGCGGUUACGACACCUCCAUGCCGGCUGCUGGGCAGGAAUAUAAGAUCAAAGCAUGCCGCUCGUCAUCGGCCACUGGUGGCUUUGUCGAUGCAAAUGGUGUAUCCUGCACUAACGGUGGUGGAACUGUUGUGUUGGAGAGUCACGACAACGUCUAUGGUCCCGGAGGCCAAGGAGUUUUCACCGACCCGACCCUCGGUCCUGUGCUGUACUAUCAUUACGUCGAUACCAACAUUGGCUAUGGCGAUGGCCAGAAGCUCUUUGGAUGGAACGCCAUUGACUUCUCAAGCGGAUGGCCUGUUGUGUAA
Aspergillus mulundensis is the source of this 966-nucleotide messenger RNA. RefSeq names its product arabinan endo-1,5-alpha-L-arabinosidase. Gene Ontology annotation, biological process: carbohydrate metabolic process. Lineage: Eukaryota; Fungi; Ascomycota; Eurotiomycetes; Eurotiales; Aspergillaceae. Gene Ontology annotation, molecular function: arabinan endo-1,5-alpha-L-arabinosidase activity. The record is from RefSeq and is a predicted model, not a curated record. The coding region runs from base 1 to 966 and encodes 321 amino acids. The transcript has 3 exons.